AUGAAACAAUAUGUUAGAGGAAAACCUAAUCCAACUGGAUUAAAAAAUUUUAUUUUAGCCAAUAAACAUGGAUUAGUGUUAGAUUUUUGUGUAUACCAAGGUAAAGGUUCAUCGUUUAUUACAGAAAGUAAAUAUCCUCUAACUGUAGGUGAAUCAGCUGUUAUUCAUUUAUCAAAGACCAUACCUCUAGGUACUUGUCUUUAUUUUGAUCGAUUUUUUACAACGCAAAAACUUUUAGACAUUUUGAAAACAAAGAAAAUGUUGAGUACUGGCACUGUUAUGAAAAAUAAUAUACCAAAAACGGUCAAUUUAGUAUCAAAUAAAAUACUUAUGAAAAAACCUAGAGGGACAACGAUACAAUAUGUUAGAGAAGAUAAAAAAGUAUGUCUUAAUAAAUGGUUUGACAACAAACCUAUACAUUUGCUUUCAACUGAAUGUGGAAAAAAUCCAAUUAAUGUAUGUAAACGUUGGAAUAAAAUGAAAAGAGUGAAAAUUGAUGUACCUCGGCCUAUUGUUGUAAAACAAUAUAAUGAAAAUAUGGGUAGAGUAGAUUUAUGUGAUCGUAUGAUCGCAUACUACCGCAUGAAGUAUAGAACAAACAAAUGGACAUUAAGAACAAUAAUGCAUUCUGUUGACUUAGCAGUUGUAAACAGUUGGAUACUUUAUAAACAAGAUUUAAAAAGAAAAAAUACUCCAGAAAAGAAAAUCCCGCAGCUCCUCGAUUUUAGAAUUACGCUAGCCCAUGAGUUAAUAAAUAGUACACAAGAAGACGAUAGUGAAGAUUCAGACGACAAAUAUGUUGAUUGUCAGUCAAAUUCAGGCAAACAUGUCCCGUUGCCACCAGUGAAAAUUAGAAAUGCAGGAGCUAAACAUUUGCCGGAAAUGAUGGAACUUAAAAAUUCUCAAAGGUGUCGCAAAGAAGGCUGCAAACAAAAAACAAAAUUUAGUAUUACAGACUCAAGAAAGAUCAAUGAUUUAUCUGGAGAUGAUGAAACUUAUUAUUUUCAAAUUAUUGAAGAAGACAAUGAAACAUCUGAUAGUGUUAUGACAAAUAGACAUAUACAAUAUUAUUUCACCGACUUCACCGUUGAAGAUGAAGAUCAAUCAGAAGUCGAAAGUCAAUUAGAAGAAAUAAUUGACUCUGAUAGUGUGGAACCGUAUGAAGAUCAAGUAACAGGGGCAGGCCCGUUACCCACUACUACAAGUACUACGCCAGCUGGGAGCGACCCACUCAACCCGUUACGGAAGUCAGCCAAGGAGAAGAGAAAGCCCGCCUACUUAAGUUAA
Metopolophium dirhodum (rose-grain aphid) is the source of this 1287-nucleotide messenger RNA. RefSeq names its product piggyBac transposable element-derived protein 1-like. NCBI's taxonomy places the organism in Eukaryota, Metazoa, Arthropoda, Insecta, Hemiptera, Aphididae. The transcript is spliced from 5 exons. The record is from RefSeq and is a predicted model, not a curated record. Bases 1 to 1287 code for a protein of 428 amino acids.